Lactuca virosa is the source of this 321-nucleotide messenger RNA. The record is from the annotation of a GenBank genome assembly. Lineage: Eukaryota; Viridiplantae; Streptophyta; Magnoliopsida; Asterales; Asteraceae.
AUGACACCUAAGAAGAUGAUGAAAAUGGCAAGGAGAUGGCAAAAGGAGGCUUUAAAAAGUGGUUCUCACGACUUGGAAACAAACAAGGGUCACUUUGUCGCUUACACUACUGACAAUAGUCGUUUUGUUAUGCCUUUGCAUUAUCUAGAGAACAAUGUUUUCUUGGAGCUUUUAAGGAUGUCCGAGGAUGAGUUUGGGCUACCAAGGAAUGGGCCUAUCACUCUGGCUUGCGAUUCCAUCCUUAUGAAAUACUUGGUUGCCGUUUUUGAACGUGGUUUCAAUGAAGAUUUGGAGAAGGCUUUGAUAGUUUCUGUUGUUUAG